AUGAAUAUGGUGUAUUUCGAUGAUAAUCAAACACCAAAAGAUUUGAAAAAUCAUAAUCUGGACAGUGUUAGUUUACCAAAAGACGAACAGAACGAAUUCCCAAUUCAACUAAGUGAAUACUUCAGCCUAAAUCCGGAUAAUGGGCAACUAAAACCAUUCGAAAAGUUAUCAGUUACCUUAUGUCUGGCUCCUAAAUGGCAAAAGUCAAAACAAGGUUUUGUCAGUUUAAACGAAUCUCCACCAGUAAAACAAUUUUCUGUUUACCUUCGUAUACACAAAGUAGAUCUUGGUGCUUGUGAUUCUUCGAAUCAAGAGAAGUUAAUAACUUCUUCGCAAUCUUCUGUUCUAUUGGAUGAUAGAAAUAUUUUAGAAAUUGUUCUGACAGGCUGUUUAAUACCAGUACAAUUUCAAAUAUCAUCAAUCACACAAUCAAUUAAUGUAGACAAUAAAAAUCUAGAUAAAUCAACCACUGAACUGAAUACAAUUAUUAAUAAUGAAAAGGUUAAAGUUGAUAAAAUUUAUGAGAAUCAUUUUAUGAUACAAUUUCCACCAUGUUUAGUUGGUUCAAAGCAAUGUACUCAAUUAAAAUUAACAAAUCAAAGUAAACAUUUACCAAUUUGUUUUCGAAUGCCUCGAAUUGCACAUUUCAUUGUAAAACCUGAUAAAGGAAUACUUGCACCACAAAAGGAUUGCCUAGUCAGUGUUUCUUUCACUCCAAAACAAAUCGGAGAAUUUCAUGCUGUUCAAAAUGUUCACAUUCUCAAUCAUUUAAAUGGUACAAAUUCAGUUGUUAUGUAUCGAUGUAAACUACUUUUUCAUGGUUAUUCACCGGCUUUAACAAUACCACCAGAAGUAAAAUUUAAUCCAGGAAUCGUCCCUAAAUGGGCAAAUGAAAUUGGUAGAAAUACCGACCUCGUCACAUAUGGCUCAGAUUACCAAUGUCCAAGAGCUGCAAUAAUUAGUCUUAUGAGUAUGAAAAGUUUGAGAGGUCUUAAAUCACAUGUAUCACGAUCUGAAUUGAAUACUACAAUGUCCACAAAAAUCGCUUUUCCAAAUGAUAGACUUGCUAGUAUUAGACCAACGAAUAAACAUGAAGAAUUCAAAACGUUAUAUUGCCGUUUGACGAGAUACACAUAUACAGAUGAAGAUUAUGAAUGGACUGAAGAUGAGUUGAAUAAUAUAACAAAGCGACAAACAACUUAUUCUGAUGUAUAUCGAAAUCAUGCUCGAUUGAUUGAACAAAUAAAACAAGAUCGUACACUAAUGAAAUGGAACAAACCACCAAAUGAUGGUUUGGUUUUAGAUGAAUUGGAUAAGUUAUCACCAAAGUUAAAAAUUAGAAAUUACGAGGAAUUUCAACCAACUGGAAAACUGAAACCAAUCAGUCGCCAAAAGAACUGGACAAGCGACAGCCUAAAAGUGGAGAAGAGAAAGAAGCCUGAAAGAGUUCUAUCAUUGAAAAUGAUGACUAAACGAAAAGCUAGUGAUGAGUGUAAACGAAAACUUUCCGUCAGUGAUAUAAAUGAACUGUCUAUUUUUCCAAUAAAUAUUGAAUAUGGAAAUAUUUGUCCAAAUAUGGAAUCGACAAAACUUGUUACUAUUUCGAAUCCGCUAAAUCAAUGUGUUUCACUGAAACUAGAUACAAAUCUUGAAGAAUUAAAGCCAACUACCAUAAGAAAUUAUUUAAUCCAACCAAAAUCUACACUUGCGAUACCAAUUACAAUUAAAAUUGCAAAAGUGUCUAAUUUUCAGUGCAAUUUGGGUUUUACGUUGAAUGAUCAACAUAAAAGUAAUCUGGUAAUAUGUGCCACAGUGGUACCAAUUCAACUGGUUCUUACACCAUCUACUGUCGAGCUUACUUCAGCUAAUAUCUCAUAUGGUUUAAUUCGAACAAAUGGAUUGUAUGGAUAUGCUACAUUGUUCAAUCCAUUACAUGCUUCGGCAAGAUUUUAUUGGCAAGCAUUGGGCAAUCAAAAUCCGUUUACAAUAUGCCCUAAAAAAGGUGUGGUUGAGCCAUUUUCUUCAUUAAAUUGUGAAAUCACGUACUAUCCAAAUAUCAACACUACAAUGGAGGGUAAAUUCCACUUAAAACUAUUAGAUGUAAAUGACAAUCAGCCAAAAACAAUCAAUAAACUAAACGAAAAUCAUCAUAUUGCGGAAUUACUAUGUGUUGCAAAACUACUACCUAGUAAAUUAUCAUUUUCAACACGUCGAUUACCACUUGGAUCAGUUGCACACGGUUUACCCUGUACACGUCAAAUAACCAUAUUUAAUUUAGGACAAAACCCUGUUUUAUUCCAAAUUAUCAAUGAAUUUAAUGGUGCCGUAAAUCAUCACGGUAGUAUUCCAUCUUAUAUGCAUAGGUUAUCAAGAGCUUUACCAGCAAGAGUUGAAAUUCAAGUUAGUCCGGCGGAAGGUGAAAUCCCAGUUGGUGGUGAGACUAUCUUAAAGGUCACUUGUGUACCGAUUGGGCUGGGUAAAUUUGAAUCGUCUGUUACAUUAAGUACAUAUGAUGGUCAAGAUAUUAAUUUAUCCGUAUGUGGAACUGUACUUAGACCACAAAUUCAGUUAAAACCAAAUAAUUUUGAAUUUGGUGGUGUUAGAAUUGGUUCAAUGAGAUCUCUCCCAUUUGAAAUUAUCAAUAUUGGCAUCACUCGUGCAUUAGUAGAAAUACAAUUGAUGGAUUAUGAGGAAUUUCAAAUUUCUGAUAAUAUAAGAUCAUCUACAUUAGAUGAAUAUCGGCAUGGACGAAUUCAUACUAGUGAUAGAAAUAUUUCAACUAGAAAUAAAUCUUGUCAUUCUGCGUAUUCGGAAGAAUUGGAAAAUACAACUGUACAAAACACUGUUAGGAUUCCUCAUUCGUACAGUUACUUGGAAUGUGAUAAAUUCAACCGUUUGUAUCGCAUUUAUAUACCACCUCAAAGUAAAUGGGUUGGUUGCCUAGUCUAUAAGCCUAAAGAUGUAUCAUUUCAUGACUUUGUGCUCCCAUUAAUAAUCAAUAAACUUAAUCCACAACUUUUAUGUCAAACACUAAAUGACACAAAUGAUAUGAGUGUUAAUACUGACGGAGAACCAGAAAGUGAAGUUGAAACUGAUUUAAAAAUAUCUGUCCAAGAUUAUAAACCUAGAGUUAUAGCUACAGCAUUAAGACAACCUAUAACAAUUGAACCUAAAAAUGGUGUACUCAAAUUUAUUGCCACUUUGAAUGACAAAGUUUCAGAAUCAACAAAUAUUUUAUAUCAGCAUCUCAGUAUAAAACCAUUGAUCAACUUACCAAUGAAAUGGCAUUUAGACUUGCAUAAAAUUCAACGUUUCAAUAAACGUGCCCAUGGAAAAAUGACGAUACUCAAUGUUCAAGGCAAAGAGCUACUACCUGAUUUAGAUGGUUACAUAAAUGGUGAUUUCACAGAAAGUGACAAUGGGGCAAUUCACUUUGAACUUAGACUAUGUCCAAUCAAAGCAGGAUCUUUCAAGUUAGAACUACCAAUUUGUUUAACAUUUCCGGAAGAUGUGAAUUGUGAACAAAGUCCGAAAUCGAAUUCAACACUUUAUAAAACACUUCAAAUUCAUAUUGAAUUAAGAAAAUUAGAAUUGAAAUUUGAACCAGAAAGAAUAUUAAUACCACCUAUUCCAACUGGAAUACAUGUUAGAAUACCAGUAACAUUGACAGCGUAUCAAUUAAAUCAACCAAUAAAAAUACAUGGAUUUUGGAAUUUUUCACCAGCAAGUGAAGUACAGUCACCAAUGGACGAUGAAAAUAUUCAAUGUCCAUUUGAUAUCGAAUAUCCAGAAGGUCGAAUUCUAAAACCAAAAUAUAACGCAUCACUUUCUGAUACAGGAAGUUUAAAUUUAUAUGUUAAUUUUAACUGUAAAUUAAAUGGUCUUGUUCUUGCACCCAAUCCAAGACCAUUAUGCUUAAUUAUAAUUGCGAGCAUUGAUAAUUUUGAUCAUGGUGAAUUGCGUUAUUUGUCGAAGAAAAAUUCAAGAGAUAAUGUUUUAUCAUCAUAUAUCUGUUCAGCUGCUUUACCUGUUAGUGCUGCAGUUGAUAAUUCUCUAACCAGCUGGUUUGAUUAUAUAACACGUCGACCAGAUGAGUUCAAACUGACUGGUAACCAAAAUUUUAGGAGUAAACUGCAAGAAAUACAGUUGAAUCGAAAUUUAAAUAUUACUGCAUUAUAUCAUUUGUUUGAUGAAUUAACACUUUCACAGAAAGAAUACUUGAACUCAGAGGAUACAUUAUCUGAUAUCAGUUCUUCAGUAGGAAACAAAACACAUCAGAAGACAGAUAAAAGUUGUUUAAACGAUGUCAGAAAUAUACAAACAAAUAAUUAUGAUACUUUAGAAAAUCCACCUAUUCAUCAAGAUCACUUAGAAGACUUGGAAGAUAACGACCAAUUGAAAAUAUCACCGUCAACAGUGUCACCAACAACAACAGCAAAUUCUUAUGGAACUUGUUCAUUUCUACCGGAUUGGCAAUUGAUCGAUAGAUCUGCAACAGAACAAGUACAACGUUGGCUUAGUGUUCAUGGAUUUCCGAAGGGUCGUUAUCAAUUGAAAUUUCCCGAUGAUUUUCGAAAUUGCAUAUCACUGACAACUACACUAUCGAAUAAAUCAUUAAUGGGUGAAAAACAAAAAUCCAAAGCUAAAUCACAACAGAAUACAAUAAUAAUAAAAGAAUCAAGUCAAACUACUAUUAAACAUGAUGUGAACAGUAUAAAAUCGAAUAUUGACGCUAUGAAUGAAACAGUAUCAUGUAGUCUUAAUCUAUUGUAUAACUGUUUAUUACAUCUUUGCGGGAAUAAACAACCACCUGGUCUAGUGCCUACAAUUAAUCUGCCAUUAGAUAAUCCUUAUGAAGCAUUGUCAAUUGUUUACUUUUAUUGUUCGGCAUUGUUAACCUUUGCACGAAGUCAAGGUAGCUGUCUACCUCAUAUUCUACCGGAACAUUUAAUGGAACCGAAUGAUUAUCAUUUAUGGCAUAAAUAUGGAUGUCCAGGUUUAACUGAAUCUGCACGUACAGUUUAUGCAUCAUUAUCUCAAAAGAACAAUAGCAUCACUGUAACAGAUUCGAUGAAACCACAAAAUGACGGAAAUGACAGUCAAUCAGACGAUAAAUUACUUAUCAAAAUAGACUUACUUCCAUUGAGUGAAUUUGAACUAGAUCGAUUUUUAUUAAUAUCUGAAAGAGCUUGGACAGAUUUAUUCAUACAACUCAUUAAAUGUUUGGUGUUCAACCGUAUAACCAUCAGUUCGUUGGAUAUGAUUAGCUUUCCAUCAAAAGAUCUUCUAUUAUACAAAACAAAUGAAUUGAAGUCUUCAACACCAACAGUUUCAAAACAAUCUUCACCAAAAAAUGAAUCGAAUAAAUCAGAUCAAAUAGUAACACAUACAAUUCAAUUGUUAAAUCAAGUAGACAAUGUACAAGGAGCAAAGUUAACAAAUUCCAAUGAAAUUCAAGUGAACAGUUGUUAUUCAUUAUGUGAACGUAUUUUAUUGGCUUGGUUAAAUUAUUGUUAUCGUCAGUAUGCUAGUCAAAUAUGGACUGAAAAGAAAUCAUUAUUUACAAAUAAUAAUAAUAAUUUAAUUGUAACUAAUUUUGAUUAUGAUUUACGUGAUGGAAUUGUACUAGCAUGUACUAUUGGUGCCUAUGUGCCUUGUCUAAUUCCUAAUUACUUCUCCAAAAUAUACAUACAACCUAAUUCAGACGAACAAUGUUUUCAUAAUGCGAUUAUCCUGGUACAAGCUUUAAGACUAAUUCGUUUUGAAUUUGAUUUAUGCCCAUGUGAUAUAACAAGUCCACAUCCAUUUGGUAUGGCGCUAUUAUGUUUACAUUUAUUUUGUCAGUUACCGGAUUAUUUACCAAGACAAACAAUAAAUUUUUCAGGUCUUUUGAAUACGGUAACUAAACGUCAAUUAUUAUUUACCAAUACAAGUUCUCAUAUGUUAACUUAUAAUUGUGUUAUCAUUGGUCCAAAUGCAAGUGAUUUUAAUUGUUCCAUUGUUAAUACUUUGAACAAAAUGGAAAAAGAUGAAACCAAUAAAAUGAAUUCAAACAAAUUUGAAGUUAAACAAUUAAAAUAUCCAAUGAAUGAUAAUAACUUGCGGAAUAAUAAUGAUGCUAAUACUAAUGAUCAAUUAUCUAAUAAUGUGAAAGAAAUGAAAAUAAUUAUACCACAAAAAGGAAAAUUACAAAUAUGUCUUGAAUAUAAAUCACGUUUUCUUAAACUAACAGAAGCAGUAUUUUUAGCGGUUUCUCAACGUCAAAAUGGACUGCAAGGUAAAACUAUAUCAUUUAUACUUUCAGGAAUUGUUGGUGGACUUGAUACACUUCCAACUAAAAUCAUUAAUUCACCUUGUUAUCAAAAGACAGAAUUUACAAUACCAAUUAUAAAUCCAUACAAAUUGAAUGGUACAUUUAAUAUUAAAAUAAUUGAAAGUUGUAAUGAUUUAUUCAGUGCACUAUGUCAAACACAAGGUUUAAAUGUCAAGAAAAAAGAAUCAAAUUCAGAGAAUUUAUUAUUGACUGAAACAUAUUCUGUGACAGAAAGUUCCUUGGAUCAAUCAUCAUCGGAAAAUAGUCAAUUGCCGAUAGAAAUCACGAAAGAAUACUAUCAAAGAAAUCAAUAUCAAGCAUUUCAUUGUCGUGAAAACACUAUUACUCUAUGCGGAACUACCAAUGAUCAUCGGACAAAUUCACAUCUGAUCAAGCAAUCAGAUAACAAAAUGAAAUUUAAGCAAAGGCAACAGCAACAACAACAACAAACAACAGACAAUGACAAGCAAAGAACAAUCAAAGAACUAUCAAUUAUUUAUUUACCCUUAGGAUGGGGUACAAGACAAUGUUGUUUAUUAUUAUCGAAUGAAAAAAUUGGUGAAUUUGUUAUCCUAUUGAAAGGUAUUGCUCAAUUACCACAACCAAGUUUAUUACCGUUUACUGAACAAAAAGAAAGAGGAUAUCGUAUUAAAUCUGCUGUUGCAGCUGCUUCUUUCGGUCGAUCAGGUGAUCCAAAUGUUAUAUAUUUCCGAUGUCCAGUAGGCUGUGAAAUAAAAGAAACAUUAUGGUUACCAGUAAAAAAUGAUUUACGUCGGACAGCAUUGUUAAAUGCUAUUCAUAUUCGACUUCCACCAUCCGAAUUAAAACGUUGUCAAUUAGCGAAUACACUUGAAUCAGACGAGUUACUUGAGUUAGCUAAUAAAAAAUUACUGUUACCUAAUUUCGAUCGUAAUUCAUCAGAGAAGAAGUUAAGAUUUCAGAAAAGAUUACAUUUAUCUCGAAAUCUAGUAUAUAGUGUAGAAAUCGAUUCCAAUAUCAUCAAAGUCCCACCAAAAAUUCAUGUACCAAUUCCCAUGGAUUCAGAUUCUGAUGACACAUUUCCACUUCCUCUCAAAUUUUUUGCUGAUAAACCUGGUUUAACUUCAGCUAAACUGGUAAUUCAAGGUCCAGAUGAUAUUCGACUUUAUCGUAUUGAAUGUGUAGCUUUACCUGGUAAUGAGAAAAUUGUUUUAACAUUCACUUCACCAUUAAAUCAUCCCAUUACUCAACCAAUACCCAUUGUUAAUAAAACAGCAUAUGAUUGGGAACUGUCGUCACAGUUUACAGGUAAUCCCGUAUGGUUUACUGGACCACUCACUAUAAAUGUACCAUCGAAUUCAACAGUUCAAUAUUCUAUAACAUAUUUUCCUAGAAGAGAGGCUGAAAGUCAUACUGAACUUGUUCUUCGAAAUAUUACUGAUGGCAGUCAAUUAGAAUAUCGUUUGAACGGGAUUGUAUUGAAACCGCUUUCACUUGGAAAAAUUAAUCUUGAAUUUACGAUUAAUGCUUGUGAUGUAAAUGGUGAAAUAUGCAAAAUUUCAAAACACACUCAGUUACAAACCUUCACACUUAAAGUACCCAACCCAACUUCAGUAAAGCAAUGUUUUAAAUUGCAAACAAAUUUACCUAAAGGUCUUGUUGAAUGGAUACCAAGCAAUCAGAAAUAUACGGAUCGUAUUGAAGUUUUAUCUGGUCGUACCGAUGAAUGUAAAUUUCAAGUUACUGCGUCAAAGCGAGGAUCCUUUCACGGCGUUAUAGUUUUCGUUGCAGAUACUCUCAGUAAUAAUUCAGAUAGUGAUGGUGAAAAUGAUAAAGAAACAUCAUCAACAUUUAUGAAUAAUCAAACAAAUGAAACAUCAAAAACAAUAAAUGAAUUAGAUGUAAAUUCUAAUCAAAUUUAUCGACUUUGGUAUGAAGUAGAAAUUCAGAUUAAACCAGGUCCACCUAUUAAACAAAUCGAAAUCAUCUGUCCAUGUCUUAGUUCUAAAACAGUUGAAUUACCAUUUACUAUACAAUCAGAAAUGUUUAAAAAUAAACAAACCAUUGAAUUUGAUGUAAUAAUUGAAGAUAAAUGUUUGAUAGGUCCAAAAACACAUUGUGUAAAUACUAUUGACAGUUCUGGUAAAAUUUCAUCCGUUUAUCAAUUGAAUUGUAUUCCAUCUAUUAUUGGAACUAGUCAUUCAGUUAUAAUUUUUAACAAUCCAAUGUGUGGUGAAUUUUGGAUUGAACUAAUCAUCAAAGCUAUCAAACCAGAAGUUGUCAACAUACCAAUGAUAGAAGCUGAAUUAGGAAGUUCGAAAAUCACUAAAAUAUUAUUAGAUAAUCCCACAGAAGAAAUGUACAUUUUAAAACCAAAAAUAUUUAAUUCAGAUGUUUUCAAGCUACACUUAUCCACAUCAGCUAAACAACUGGCCCGUUUAUCACCAUCAAUAACUACAGAAUCAGGUGAACAACAUCAUUCACAUUUAUUAAUGUCAACAUUAUGUCAUUAUACUGAUAAUGAUCUAUUAGAUGUGGAUGAAAUAGAAAGUAAUUCAUCAGGUAUGUUAUUGACAAAUCGAAGUAGCAGUUUACAUACUACAGAAGGAAUAAUAAAAUUAAAACCAAAAUGUAAAUUAUACCUUGGAUUGAAAUUUACUCCGUGUGCUAUUGGUGAAGAGGAACAUCAAGGAUCGAUUGUAUUUUAUUCAAAUAAACUAACAGAAUGGUGUUUUAAUUUGCAUGGUAAUGGUAUAGCACCACAACCAAGAGAUCCUAUUAGUGUAUCAGUUAUGAUUGGUUCAGCUACCACAUUAAUUGUACCAAUUACAAAUCCAUUCAAACAUGAUGUGGUAUUGGAUAUAAAUUUAUGUGAAACAACUUUAUCUGGUCUAUUGAAACAUUUAGAAGAUACACGUAAUACUAUACUUGACAGUCGAACAGACAAGAAGUCAAACAACUUGAAUUCACUUAAUAAUUGUAACAAUAAGAAUAAAGAAUUCAAUGAUCAUUUAAUGAAAACAAAUGAAUGCAAUUGUGAUGAAAAUAAUCAACCGUAUAGUAAAAGUUUAUCAAUGAAUCCAGUCAAUGCAAAUAUUUAUUCAGCUUUUCAACUUUUAAUAAAAGAGAAGAGAAAUAUACGCUUAUCAAGUAAAACAGUUUUUGAUAUACCUAUAUCGUUUGCACCACUUGAAAUGCGAGAAUAUGAAGCACUUUGCACAGUUAUUAUGCGUCAGUCAGAUUCCGAAAAAUGCAAAUCAUAUAAUUCAGCAACUUCAUCUUCAGCUUCAUCUAUACGUUGGUUAAUCCCAAUUAAAGGUAUUCCUGAAAUGAAAUCAUUGUCAUAUCCAUCUUCUAAUGAAUUUCAUUUACCAUAUAAUGUUUAUCAAACUAACAAAAACACAUCAAUAAUGAUCAGUGGAACUGUACGAUCGAAAUCAUAUUUUAUUAUAACUUUACGGCUAUUAAAUGUAUUUGCCAAUAUCGAUCCUAAUUUAACAGAACGUGAAAAUAUGAAAGAUAUUGAAAUUCGUGUUGUACAAUCUGAAGAAGAUAAAAAACUAUUUCAUGAACAAAUGUUCAGUAGUGAUGAAACUACUGAAUCUAUUUUAUUUAAUCAAUCUACACUAUGGGAUAAAAUUCAAAAGAGUAAUUUUGAAUGGACAUUGAAACCAAUUAUAAAGAAAGAAGAUGAAAAAUUAGCUAAAUUAAUUGAUUUAGAGAAAGUUUUAACAAGAUCAUUAACUAUGAAAUUAUUUCAAGUUAAAAAACAUGAUGAUUUAGAUAUGAUUGAAAUUGAUUUAGGCGUGAUAUUUUCACCGACACUUACAUUCAAAUGCAGCGCAGAUCUGAUGAUACGAACGUGUCUCGGUGCAAUUUGGAAAUUUGGAUUAAUUUUCAAAUCAAAAGAUCCUCCAGUCGAUGAUGUAAUUUAUAUUCCACACAACGGUAUUGGUCGUUCAGUUAAAGUUCAAUUAGAUUUAACCAGUCAAACCAAUGAACCAGUGAAAUUCAUUGCAAGUAUAUAUCCUGCAAAUCAAACAGAGUAUAAGAUUGAACCUAAAGAAGGAAUUUUACCACCACUGAAUAAAGAUGCUCAAAUGAAAUUAAGAAAUUCACCUCUAAUAAUAACAUUCAAACCGAAUUCAUACGGCAAACCAAUAAUUGCUCAAUUAAUCAUACAAAGAAAAUAG
Messenger RNA from Schistosoma turkestanicum, 10485 nucleotides. NCBI's taxonomy places the organism in Eukaryota, Metazoa, Platyhelminthes, Trematoda, Strigeidida, Schistosomatidae. The record is from the annotation of a GenBank genome assembly.